This is a messenger RNA of Rubroshorea leprosula, 1034 nucleotides long. The record is from the annotation of a GenBank genome assembly. Lineage: Eukaryota; Viridiplantae; Streptophyta; Magnoliopsida; Malvales; Dipterocarpaceae.
CUGCAUGUCAUUACUGAAAAAGUUUGUGUUCAGUAACUAACAAGAAAAAGUUAGCAAUCUUUGAGGGGAAGACAUGUAUUCGAGGUUAUGAUCUGACAUUACAAUCCAUCCUUGAGGUUAAAUUACAGAGAAUCACAAUAAUUUCAGUUCCUGUUCUUGUAUUUGUUGGUGUGAUUCUUGUCAGCUAUUACAUUUGGAGAACCUGUGCAAAAUUAGAAGGGAGAGGGAAAAUUCUUGUGAAGGGUGACUGAAGCAAAAAAUGGCAAAACGAAGAAAUGGAAGUUCAGUAUUUUGACCUACCUAUAAUAGCUAAAGCCACAAAUGACUUACAAAUUAACAAGAAGCUAGGGGAAGGUGGUUUCGGGCCAGUGUACAAGGGUACUCUGGCCAAUGGACAAGAAAUUGCUGUGAAGAGGUUUUCAAGAAGCUCUGCACAAUGAUUAAAUGAGUUCAAGGAUGAAGUUGCACUUAUAGCCAAACUUCAAGAUCGGAAUCUUGUAAAGCUUCUAGGAUGCUACCUCCAAGAAGAGGAGAAAAUGCUGAUUUGUGAAUACAUGUCCAACAAAAGUUUGGACUUCUACAUUUUUGGUCAGAUUAAAAACCAAAUACGCUAUGUAGGAGUGGCAUGAAUUUAUCAGAAUUAGUUUGUACAUGCACAAUUUUAGGAAACUGCACUAAUGCGAACAUCAUACUUGCCAGAUUAAGCAGGAAGAAAACUAUUAGGCUGAUCCAAGAGUUUCCACAUUAUCAGUGGAAUUUUUGGGGGCUUCUGUAUCUGCACCAAGAUUCCAGAUUAAGGAUCAUUCAUAGAGAUACUGCUUGGGAGAGAAAUGAACCCAAAAUCUCAGAGUUUGUCAUGGCUAGAACUUUUGAAGGAUACCAGAUUGAAGGGAGCACAGAGAGAGUGGUUGGAACCUAAUAAGUCUUAUUUCUACACUUAGAUCUCCCCAAUAUCCUCAGGUGUAUAAUUUUCUUUGGAUGAUUUUCUGCAGUGGUUAUAAGGCACCAGAAUAUGCCAUUGAUGGGAAUUCUUA